AUGAUUGUUGGGGUGCUUGGUCGCUGGUGUUUCCAAGUAAACAGCUCCAAAUACAGUUCUAGCUUAUCCAGACACAAACAUAUUCAUACACGUGAGAGGCCAUAUCAUUGUGAUAUCUGUGGUAAAUCAUUCCCUGCACCAAGAAUCUUAACUAUUCACAAACGUGUUCAUACAGGAGAGAAACCAUAUCACUGUGAUAUCUGUUGUAAAUCAUUCCCCUCACCAAGUAUCUUAGCUAAACACAAACGUGUUCACACAGGAGAGAAACCAUACGAGUGCAAUAUCUGUGGUAAAUCAUUUUCUGUGAAGCAUCAUUUAAUGAUUCAUGUACGUAUUCACACUGGGUAUAAACCACAUCGCUGUGAUGUCUGUGGAAAAUUCUUCUCCCAAAACAGUCACUUAACUGCUCACAAACGUAUUCAUACAGGAGAGAAGCCAUAUCAUUGUGAUAUCUGUGGGAAAUCAUUCUCUUAUGGGACCAGUGCUGUAACUAAACACAUACGCAUUCAUACAGGAGAGAGGCCAUAUCAGUGUGAUAUCUGUGGUAAAUCAUUCUCUAGAACUGGUGAUUUAACAAAACACAAACGUAUUCAUACAGGAGAGAAACCAUAUCAUUGUGAUAUAUGUGGUAAGUCAUUUUGUCAGAGUGGUGAAUUAAUUUCUCACAAACGUAUUCAUACAGGAGAGAAACCGUAUCAUUGUGAUAUAUGUGAUAAAUCAUUUUCUCAAAAUUGUAAUUUAACUGCACACAGACGUAUUCAUACAGGAGAAAAACCAUUUCAUUGUGAUAUCUGUGGUAAAGCAUUCUCUCAAAGUAGCAGCUUAACUGCACACAGACGUAUUCAUACAGGAGAAAAACCAUAUCAUUGUGAUAUCUGUGGUAAAUCAUUCUCUCAAAAUGAGAGUUUAACUACUCACAAUCGUAUUCAUAUGGGAGAGAAGCCAUAUCAGUGUGAUAUCUGUGGUAAAUCAUUUUCACGUUGCACAACCCUAACUAUACACAAACGGCUUCAUACUGGAGAAAAACCAUAUUACUGUGAUAUCUGUGGUAAAUCAUUCUCUGAAAAUGGUCACUUAACUGUACACAAACGUAUUCAUACAGGAGAUAAACCAUUCCACUGUGAUAUCUGUGGUAAAUCAUUCUCUGGGAGUGGUGUCUUAACUAAACACAUACGUAUCCACACAGGAGAAAAACCAUAUCACUGUGAUGUCUGUGGCAAAUCAUUCUGUGCAAGUAGUAACUUAACAACACACAAACGCAUUCAUACAGGAGAGAAACCAUAUUUCUGUGAUAUCUGUGGUAAAUCAUUCUCUGUAAGUACUCACUUAAUUACACACAGGUACAGUCAUACAGGAGAGAAACCAUAUUGCUGUAACAUUUGUGGUAAAUCAUUUACAAGAAAUAGCGACUUAAAUAUGCACAAGCACGUUCAUACAGGAGAGAAGCCGUAUCACUGUGAUGUGUGUGGUAAAUCAUUUUUUAAAAGUGGUAAUGUAACUAGACACAAACAUACUCAUACAGCAGAGCAACUGUUUUCUUGUGAUAUCUGUCAUAAAUCAUUUUCUCAAAAUAGCGAAUUAACUAAGCACGUACGUAUCCAUACAGAUGAGAAGCCAUAUCACUGUGAUGUCUGUGGCAAUUCAUUCUCUCAAGAAACCAAUUUAACUUCGCAUAUAAAUAAACAUAAAGACCAAUAA
Molecule: messenger RNA, 1698 nt
Organism: Octopus sinensis (East Asian common octopus)
Lineage: Eukaryota; Metazoa; Mollusca; Cephalopoda; Octopoda; Octopodidae
Product: zinc finger protein 271-like
Exons: 7
Coding region: 1-1698 (565 amino acids)
Biological process (GO): regulation of transcription by RNA polymerase II
Cellular component (GO): nucleus
Molecular function (GO): RNA polymerase II cis-regulatory region sequence-specific DNA binding; DNA-binding transcription activator activity, RNA polymerase II-specific
Source: RefSeq, a predicted model, not a curated record